CCACGGUUGUGUGGAAUGACGUCAUAGCAAGACAUUUGUCAACAAAAAAGAAACUUGUGAUAUUUAGUCAUAAUCUAUUGAAGAAAAAACUUAUUUCCCAUCACCAAAAAUGGGUUGUAUUAUUGGAAGUUUAGCAUGUUGUGUGGGCAGUGCAGCCUGCAGCCUCUGUUGUGCAUGCUGUCCAUCCUGCAAGAAUUCCACAUCAACGAGGAUCGCAUACUCCAUGAUGCUCCUGUUCGGAACCAUAGUGGCUUCAAUCAUGCUGGUGCCCAGCUUGAGGUCAAAGUUGGAUAGUAUACCUGGGCUUUGUAAGAACUUUGUAUCAGUGGACCUUGGACCGGGAAUGUCAUGGGAAAAGGACAGUUCAUUACUGAAGUCCCAGCAGUGUGACAAUGUCGUAGGAUACCUAGCUGUGUAUAGAGUCUGCUUCUCCAUGGCGGCAUUCUUUCUCCUCUUUUGCGUUCUGAUGAUCAAAGUCAACUCUUCAAAAGAUCCACGAUCCAAAAUACAGAAUGGGUUCUGGUUUUUCAAGGUUCUGAUCAUGAUCGGCAUCUGUGUUGGGGCUUUCUUCAUUCCCAGAGGAGAAUUUGGAACAGCAUGGAUGUGGAUCGGCCUGAUUGGAGGUUUCCUAUUCAUUAUAAUACAGCUGAUUCUACUGAUUGACUUUGCGCAUGGCUGGAGCGAGAGUUGGGUUGAGAAAUAUGAGGAAACAGAGGCUAAAUGCUGGUAUUACAGUUUGCUGUUUUUCACCAUAUUUUUUUAUGCCAUUUCACUGACUGGAAUCGUCCUGUUCUACCUUUACUACGCCCAUGAGAGUGAAUGUGGCCUCAACAAGUUCUUUGUAAGUUUCAACAUGAUUCUGUGCGUGGCCGUGUCUGUCAUUUCCAUUCUGCCAAAGAUACAGGAAGCCCAGCCAAGAUCGGGUCUGCUUCAAGCAUCCCUGAUCACAGCCUACGUGACGUACCUGACUUGGUCUGCCAUGACCAACAGCCCAGACCGUGCUUGUAACCCCAGUCUGACCCAGAUUACGUUCAACAAGGAUACGAAUAUCACGACCCAGAGUCCUCACGACCUCUCCUACGGCAAAAACUUCGACUGGAGCUCCGUUGUGUCCCUCGCCAUCUGGCUAUUUGCUGUCCUGUAUUCAAGCAUCCGAACCUCCACCAACAGCCAAGUAGGAAAGAUCACAAUGUCUGAGAAGACCAUACUACAGAGCGAUACAGGUUCAGACAAGGUCCCUUUGACUGUAAAUGGCAGUAACUAUCAUAAAGGCUCCAAUGACAACGGUGAUGAGGAGAAAGGCGGUCAACACGUCUGGGACAAUGAGGAGGACGGCACGGCCUACAGCUACUCCUUCUUCCACUUCAUGCUGCUCUUGGGCUCCCUCUAUGUCAUGAUGACACUCACAAACUGGUUCAAACCCAGCUCAGACUUCAAGACCCUGAACUCCAAUAUGGCGGCCGUCUGGGUGAAGAUCGUGUCCAGCUGGCUCUGCAUCAUCCUCUACGUGUGGACGCUAAUUGCCCCCGUUGUUCUCAAGGACAGAGAGUUCAGUUAGAGCGGUUCUACCCUUUUGGUAUAAAAAUGCCAUGGAUGGUGAUUUCACCAUGGCUAUCUCCCUUUGAGACAUAAACACCAUGGAUAUUAUGAGCCAUGGAUAUGAUGAACUAUAGAUUUUUUUUUGAAAAGAUGUUGUUUUGGAAACUUGAACAAAUUGGAAAUGAGUGAAAAAAGACGUGUUUAUAAAUAACAUUGUAAAAUGUAAAUAUUGAUUUAAAUUCUAUUCAUAUACUGGUAGUUGGAUGUGCACAUUGUGUUGUAAUAAUGUCCAUUUUAAUAUACAAUCUGCAAUUGAUAAGUGAGCAUGUGGUGAUAUAUUGAUUGCAUUGAAAUGCUUUUUGUUCUCAUUUCAUCAUGUGAUCUUGGUAACUAUUGUUUCAUGAUCUAAAUAAGACGGCAUUUUAAAUUGAAAAUAAGCUGUAAUAGAUGAUAUUAUUAGACAUUAAGGGAGGAAGUCAUUUACAAUUUAUCUCAAGUACAUAAUCCAGGGGUGAAUGUGACAAGCAGGGUUUGAAAUAGGUUUUGAAAAGGGCAGGGUGCUGCAAAAGAGGGACAGGGUGCUAAAGGGGAAAAGGGGACAUUGUAUGGGGUUGGUAUAAAGGACUGGAACAAUAUGAAUUUAACAGAAAAAUUCACCAAUUGUGUUUAAUUAAAGUAAUAUUAAGUUUCAACUGCCAAAUAUGUAAAAUGAGUUUGUAUUUAGAAUCAUAUUACAAGUUUAAACCAAAACAAAAGACUGGUUUGAUUAUCUUAAGAAUUUACUUCUAUGAAGGCAGUAGGGUGUAUAUUCUGGCCUCCAUGAGGACAGAAGAGUGCUUCCAAAUAAAGACAGGCUGCAGCACCCUGCCAUAACUCGUAAGCUAAAAUCCAGAAAAUGUCUAUAUGUUUCUUUGUUUAAUCACAAGAACUUGUUCACAUUGGACCCACACUAUCUGUUAUUGUGUUGAUGUACAUGCUACAUUUAAAGUUAAACCUUAUUGUAUUGUUAGAGAGAUAUUCAUAUUGUUCCUAAUUGAUGGUUAUCAUGAUAUCACUUUCAUUUCUGAGUUUGUGUGUUCUCAUUUCUAUGAUAUAAUCAAACCAUUCUAUGAUAGUGUGUAAUAAUGGUUUCAAAUUAUGUGUACUAACCUACUGCUGUUUGCAAAAAGACUUGGCAAUAUGAGGUUUUAGAGCAUUGGGUUGUGGUUUUGAUAAACCUGCCCUAAUCCAUGAUUGUUUUCUUUUAAAUGAUAUAAGUUUCAUAAACAUCUAAAUACAACCAGUAACGGUGCUGAUAUUUUGGCCAUUUUCUGUUGCUUAAUCAGUCCAGCGUGAUCAAAAUUGGUCAAAACAGGCAAAUUGUUGAAUUUCAGCAGGCCUGAAAGGGGAAACACUAUCACUUGAGAGAAACAGAUUUAAAGAGAGAUUUAAACUUCCUGACUAUGCUGAAACCUAAAUGAAAAGAUAUUUGGGUAUUCCAGUGAUUGACAGUCCAAAACAGCAUCAGUGACUUCAGAUGAGUUUUCAAAUCCACUAUGUUGUGUCGGACUUUUACAGUUUGAGCUGUAUAAUAAGAAAUUUGACCAUUGUUUAACAAAUUGAUAAGUUUUUGCAAACAGUAGCAUUUAAUGCUUGAACAUAUUGCCUACAUUCAUUUCUGAAAGAGAUGCUUAAUAUGAAUAGUGAAAUAGCUUUUAAUCUUUGAUAAAAAAAAAAAUUGGUUUUUAAGAUAUUUUGUCUGCUCUGUACUGUUACUUUUAUAGAUAUUGUGUUAAUAAAAAUCACAGAAAUCCUG
Mya arenaria is the source of this 3334-nucleotide messenger RNA. RefSeq names its product probable serine incorporator. The coding region runs from base 110 to 1558 and encodes 482 amino acids. Gene Ontology annotation, cellular component: membrane. The transcript is spliced from 14 exons. The record is from RefSeq and is a predicted model, not a curated record. NCBI's taxonomy places the organism in Eukaryota, Metazoa, Mollusca, Bivalvia, Myida, Myidae.